AUGUAUUUAGAUAAUGGAGACAGAAAUCGCAUAGGAACAUCAUGCUCAAAAGCUGAUAUUGUAAUAUAUGAAGGCACCAUAAGUCCACUUCCAAAUGGAGUUCCAUCAUACACCGUCCAGAUUCUUAAUACAUGCGACUGUAGUAUCUCCAAUAUUCAUGUAAGCUGUGGUUGGUUCAGCUCGCUCCGGUUAAUAAGUCCUUCGGUUUUCAGGCGAAUCUUCUUCGAUGACUGCCUUGUCAACGACGGAGAACCUCUUGCCCCUGGUGAAGCUGUCUCCUUCCAGGACGCUAAUAGUUUUCGCUACCCAUUAUCCGUCACAACUGUUGAUUGUUGCUGAGCCCCGCAUUGUUGAUUUUUAUAUGUAAAUGUCGAUUAUAUGUAUAUGAUACUAAGCACAAAAGUUGCAGGACAACUACUGCUAUUGCCUUUUCAAUCUAUC
Molecule: messenger RNA, 441 nt
Organism: Mercurialis annua (annual mercury)
Lineage: Eukaryota; Viridiplantae; Streptophyta; Magnoliopsida; Malpighiales; Euphorbiaceae
Product: TPD1 protein homolog 1-like
Biological process (GO): cell fate determination
Source: RefSeq, a predicted model, not a curated record